This is a messenger RNA of Ictalurus furcatus (blue catfish), 1129 nucleotides long. RefSeq names its product distal-less homeobox 2a (gene dlx2a). Bases 15 to 848 code for a protein of 277 amino acids. The transcript is spliced from 3 exons. Lineage: Eukaryota; Metazoa; Chordata; Actinopteri; Siluriformes; Ictaluridae. Gene Ontology annotation, molecular function: DNA-binding transcription factor activity, RNA polymerase II-specific; RNA polymerase II cis-regulatory region sequence-specific DNA binding. The record is from RefSeq and is a predicted model, not a curated record. Gene Ontology annotation, biological process: cell differentiation; negative regulation of transcription by RNA polymerase II; embryo development.
UUUGAGCAUUAACCAUGACUGGGGUGUUUGACAGCCUCAGUACAGAUAUGCAUUCCAACCAGAUUACCUCGAGCGGUUACCACAGCUUGCACAAGUCGCAGGAAUCCCCGACUUUACCCGUCUCUACCGCCACGGACAGCAGCUACUACAACGGCCAGCAACCGAGUCACUGUGCAGGCUCGCCUUACGGCCAGCUCGGUACUUAUCCGUACCACAACAACGGCAUGAGCAGCGUCCAGUACAACGCCAAGUCUUAUGAGCUGGGCUUCAACAGCACCUUCAGUGCGUACAGCACAUACGGCUCUAGCGCAUCGCCUACUCCUACUGACGCAGAAAAAGAGGAGAACGAACCCGAAAUUCGUAUGGUGAAUGGAAAGCCAAAGAAGGUGCGCAAGCCGAGAACGAUUUACUCGAGUUUCCAGCUCGCCGCGCUGCAGAGGCGCUUCCAGAAGACGCAGUAUCUGGCGCUGCCGGAGAGAGCCGAGCUCGCCGCUUCUCUGGGCCUCACACAGACUCAGGUGAAAAUCUGGUUUCAGAACCGCCGCUCAAAGUUCAAGAAGUUGUGGAAGAAUGGAGAAAUCCCGCCCGAGCAACACGUGGCUUCCAGCGAGUCUCCGCCGUGCCAUUCGCCUCCCAUCAACAGCGCCUGGGACUUUCCACCAAAUCAGCGGAUGAACAGUGUGAGCUCCGCUUUAGCCCCGAGCAGCGGCUCUCCCAGCACCACGGCCCCUUCCUUCCUCACCAAUUACUCCUGGUACUCAUCCACGAACUCAAGCGCGCACCUCCAAGCAAACGCGCUGGCACCGCACCACCACAACACAGCCGUCAGCGCCGGGACGAUAUUUUGACAACAACGAAAAUGACUUAAAAAAAAAAAAAAAAAAAGACUGGAGAAUUAAUUUUGCGGGAGAAAGAGAGAAACAGAGAGAUAGAGAGAGAAAAACCCGAGAACUUGAUGUGACAUAAAGGCCUCGUUUUCUGAGAACUGCCGCGACUGAUUAACUUGGACAGAGAUGUAGGCCUACAAUGUUCCUUGCUGCGUGUAAUACUGUUUUUAUUUUAUUCCCCCCACACUUAUACACAAUGUCGUCAUCAGGCAGACGCGGAAAAAUAAAAGACAAUGCAAUUA